CAUUCUUCGACUGAGAAUGUCGUUCUAAACUGAACGCUUAGAUAUAGAUAUGAAUACCGCUCACUCAAUUCAAGUCUUAUCCCAAGGCAAAUAAAUUAAAAAAAAAACUCCGCCAAAAGAAUUAAGAAACAGCAAGUCCUUCGAACAUAUUAAUCAUCAAUUAAAUAAAGUCAUUCCAACAAAGCUCUCAAAAAACCUGCAAAAACAAUAUUGGUUAUUUCCAACCCUCCACUUUAUUCCGCUGCAUUAUAAUAUAUUCCACAUUCAUCGCAAGGUUCGGAGGAUCAUUAUUAGAACAGCCAGCAUGGGGACCAUGAGGCUGAUGGUCGCUGGGGCGUUGCUGUACAACGCUUUGUUCGUGGCAGCAACCAGCGCAGGAGGCUCGGAUGUGCUGCAGAGAACCGCCAGCUGUGCCAAAGCUCUGCAGGAAAGUCCUGCAGAGAAGCAAGAGCUCGAGAGCGCCAAGGAGCGUUGCGUCGCAGAACAAGGAGGACUCGAGAGAAUUAUUGCCAAACUAAACGAAGAAAACCAAAGUGAGGCUGAAGGGAUGCGAGGGCCACUGCACUCUGGCCUGACGGGUUUGCUGACGUCAUCCCUGCGGUCGCCAACUGCCGUGCAAAUCCUCAAGUGCAUCACUAAAGGGCGUGGCCUUCUACUCCCGGACGACAGCUUGGACACAGCGGGGCUGAACGCGCGACUGCAGCUCAGGGUGACGGGAUCAGGUCUUGAAGACAGCGUUAGAAUGGCCAUCGAACAGUGCGGUGCCAUCAAUCAAUACGCUGUGGACGAAUACUUGUUGUGCGUGAUACAUCGCUGCGCCAUCAACUCUCCAGUCACUUAAAUACUAAUGCAGCUUUCGGUGCAAAAAAAAAAAAAAAUUCCCCUCGACGGAACGGACUUACGUAGAAUUAAAUCAUGAUUUUGAAUCGAUGACUGAUGAAUCGACACUAGGAACAUACAUAACUUACUGCACAAGUUCAGAACACUUUAGACACUGGAAGGGAAAUUUCAGCUUAUACCUGCAGAUAAGUUCCAAUUAAAAGCACUUUACAAUUCAAGCUCUGAAAUUCAGUUCUUUUUUAUUUUUACAACAUCAUUGACUGGAAUGCACGGUCAUCAACGUUGCAAGAUUCUUUGCAGAUUACAUACUAUAAAGUUUUUGCGAGGCAAUAAAAAUAAAACCAUGCAGUGUGCAAUCAAAAAGACGUCAGCCAACGGUGUAGCUGUUCUAUCAUGACAUGCAACAUUAAAAUUACAUUCUUAUUGAAGCAUGCAACACGACGACCAUAAGUUUGGCGAGAUCGGUGUGUUUUUGUCUAUCAAAUGUUGAAGUAUAACACUAUAUUGAUGGUAUAUAUAUCAGUGAAUAACUGCUUAUUAUGAUAUUACAUGCAUUAACAAAUAAACAAACUGGCAUG
Hyalella azteca is the source of this 1418-nucleotide messenger RNA. RefSeq lists its product as uncharacterized. Bases 305 to 841 code for a protein of 178 amino acids. The record is from RefSeq and is a predicted model, not a curated record. The transcript is spliced from 5 exons. Lineage: Eukaryota; Metazoa; Arthropoda; Malacostraca; Amphipoda; Hyalellidae.